Molecule: messenger RNA, 522 nt
Organism: Pieris macdunnoughi
Lineage: Eukaryota; Metazoa; Arthropoda; Insecta; Lepidoptera; Pieridae
Source: the annotation of a GenBank genome assembly
AUGUUUACAAGUUUAUCAUACUUGAAGAAGCAUACCCCAGAAAAUGGAACUGAUCGUGAAAGUUAUUUAUCAAUAUUAGUGGAUGAAUAUUUAAAUUCAAAUUCUGUUGAUGCUAAAUGCCAAGUACUUGCAAAUUUGGCUAAUUUUGCUUAUGACCCGAUCAAUUUCGUAUUUAUUCGCGAUGUUGGUGUUUAUGACAUAUUUUUAUAUGUUAUAAAAAAUGAAGCUAACUCCCAAUUGCUACAUUUUGCAGCAGCUGGGAUUUGCAAUUUAUGUUCAGAUCCCCUGAAUGUUGAAUAUUUGAUGGAACAUGAUGGAGUCAAACCUCUGGAAAAUUUGUUGACGUCAACACACAGUGAGACUGUUGCAGAUGUUAUAACUACAUUUAUACAGAUUUAUAACAAUACAUCAAUUUCGAACGAAUCCCAAGUUAUUCGUCAAAUUGAAAUAUUAAGAACAUCAGAAAAUAAAGUAAUAUCAAAUCUUGCACAUAUAUUUCUAGAGACCCAGAAAAAGUCAUGA